Molecule: messenger RNA, 2250 nt
Organism: Halteromyces radiatus
Lineage: Eukaryota; Fungi; Mucoromycota; Mucoromycetes; Mucorales; Cunninghamellaceae
Product: WD40-repeat-containing domain protein
Exons: 9
Coding region: 368-2023 (551 amino acids)
Biological process (GO): proteasome-mediated ubiquitin-dependent protein catabolic process
Cellular component (GO): GID complex
Molecular function (GO): protein binding
Source: RefSeq, a predicted model, not a curated record
CCUCCUUUUAUUUCCUUUGUAUUUUCACUUGUUUUUUUUUUUCUUUGUUAUCUUAAAGAGUCAAACCUCUCUGUUACGGUUUAAACUAAAAAAAAAAUAUUUUAUUUCUUUUUCUUUUAUUUUAUUAAAUACAGAAAAAGAAACAAUUUCGUCCAACUUGUAUUCAGAUUCAUCCUCUUCGACAGCAGCCUCUGCUGCGCAUCCUACUACAAGCUUUUCCUCUAUAGAUCACUCUUCUCCAGAAUCGUCUUCUUCUUCACCGUCGUCUUCGACUUCUUCACCAUCUGCUAGUUCUUCAUCUUCAUCUUCAACUCACCCAUCCCGGAAACGUCGACGUACUCAAACAAUACUUCCUGGUUCUUCAUCCAUGUUAUCUAUCAACUCUUCUAAUGGUAUCUGUACUUCGGUUAGUCCAAGAACUUCCGUCACUAACAAGAAACUGACUCUUACACAACAAAAUGGUUCUUCAGAAAAGAUAAAAAAGGGUGAACUUGUUCGGUUGAUCAUGCAAUCCCUUCAAGAUCUUGGUUAUCAAAAUGUAGCUCAACAACUUCAAAAAGAGGCAGAGAUCGAGUUGGAAUCCAAAACAGUUCAAGAUUUUCGACAAGCUAUCUUAUCUGGUCAAUUUCCUUUGGCUGAAGAACUCUUAUCGACUUUGACUUUAGUUCAAUCUCAGCAAACGAUGGAUCAUGUCAAGUUUUUGAUCCGAGAACAACGAUACUUAGAAUUACUGGAGGCCAAAAACACUAUGAAGGCUUUACAAGUGCUACGACAAGAAUUGACUCCUUUAGGGCAAGAUGUACAUCGACUUCAUCAACUCUCAAGUUUGAUUCUAUGUUCUUCACCUGAAGAUGUCAAAUCUCAAGCAAACUGGGAUGGUGCGGAAGGAAAUUCUAGAGAACAACUAUUACAACAAUUAGAAGCCUUUGUUGAUCCAUCUAUUAUGAUUCCAAAAUCAAGAAUGACAACUCUGAUACAUCAGGCAUUUGAAUGGCAACAACGGCAUUGUUUAUACCAUAAUAGUGAGGUUGCUGAGUACUCGCUAUUUACUGACCACAGAUGUGAUGAACGGCAUUUUCCAACUCGAACAAUUAAAGUACUACACGAUCAUACAGAUGAAGUUUGGCAUAUCUCAUUUUCUAGGGAUGGGGAACGAAUGGCGUCCGUGUCGAAAGACUCUACAUGUAUUAUUUGGGAUGCAAAGACUUUCAAGAAUCUAUUUGUUUUAAAGUCAAAUCAGCCUGCUACCUACAGUGCCUGGUCACCUGAUGGUUCUCUCUUAUUAUUAUGUGGUAUUGAUUCAAAUUUACGUUUAUGGGAUACAAAUACUGGAGAAUUGUUAUAUACCUAUGAAGGACAUUCUGAUCAAGUGACAAGCUGUGUUUGGCUUCCUAGUGGAAAACAUUUUAUAUCUGGUGCUUGUGACAAAUUGAUGUGCCUUUGGAAAACUGAUGGUACUAUACUUAGUCGAUGGCCAACGCAACGUAUAUUGGAUAUGAAGAUCACUGAUGAUGGAACUCGUAUGGUGACCAUGAGCUAUGAAAAAAGCAUCACUAUCUAUGACAUUGUACAAUUACAACUUAAGGAAAUAGGUCAACUACAAGAAUCUUAUACUAUGACUUCAUUAUCACUCACCAAUGAUGGUCGAUAUGCUCUUACCAAUUCACAAAGUCCGGAUGAAAUUCACUUAUGGGAUUUAGAUGAACGAAAAUUAACCAAGACAUACUGUGGACACCAACAAGGAAACUUUAUCAUACGAUCAACAUUUGGUGGACUAGAACAAUCAUUUAUUCUUAGUGGUAGCGAAGACAACGAUGUAUAUGUGUGGAGUCGAGAACAUGAAUAUGUAUUGGAAGUGCUAGAAGGUCAUGAAGGUAGAGUGAAUUGUGUUAUAUGGUAUCCUGGUCAACCUAUGAUGUUUGCUUCUGCUAGUGAUGAUCAUACAAUUCGAAUCUGGGGUCUGCCAAGUGAAAAAGAAAAAGUCAAUGGACAAAUGAACUCCAAGGGGAAAUUACGGAUCUGAAUGAUAGUUAUAGCGAUAGUUUUACUUCAUAUCCUAUCUCCUGAACUCCCCCUUGUUUUUUUUCGCACUUUUUAUACAUAUACAUAUACACACAUAUAUAUUUUACUCAGUUGGCAUUACUUCCCGCUCUUCCUCUUAUGUUUCCCUUUUAGAUAUAUGUUGUUCAUAUGUUUGUCAUAUACACCUUUUUUCCUCAUGAUUACCUUUUUUUUUUUUUUUUUUACUUU